This is a messenger RNA of Pollicipes pollicipes, 2092 nucleotides long. RefSeq names its product NEDD8-activating enzyme E1 catalytic subunit. Gene Ontology annotation, molecular function: NEDD8 activating enzyme activity. Bases 178 to 1506 code for a protein of 442 amino acids. The record is from RefSeq and is a predicted model, not a curated record. Gene Ontology annotation, biological process: protein neddylation. The transcript has 7 exons. Gene Ontology annotation, cellular component: nucleus; cytoplasm. Lineage: Eukaryota; Metazoa; Arthropoda; Thecostraca; Pollicipedomorpha; Pollicipedidae.
UUCGUAGUCCGGUAAUGGCAGUUGAGACUAAUAACGUGGAGAGUGGCAAUUUCCUAGCCUUCUAUUAAUUCAUUUGUGAUUACAUUUUUGACGCAUGUGUUACAGGCACCCGGUGUUUUCUGCCGGGGCAAAGAGGAAGGUCUCCAGGGCGGUAUAGGGUGACCUGUGCACACCGCCAUGGAGGUGGAGGGCAGCGCGGGCACCCCGGCCGGCCAGUGGUCGCACCUGCAGCGGCUGCUGACGCGGUCCGGCCCGCUGGCGCACCCGGAGUUCCAGCCGUCGGCCGAGAUCCUCGAGCUGCUGCGCGACACUCUGCGCGUGCUGGUGGUCGGCGCCGGCGGGCUCGGUUGCGAGCUGCUCAAGGACCUGGCGCUCAUGGGCUUCGGCUCCAUCGACGUCAUCGACAUGGACACGAUCGACCUGUCCAACCUGAACCGGCAGUUCCUGUUCCGUCAGCAGGACGUGGGUCGGCCCAAGGCGGUGGUGGCGGCCGAGUUCAUUCACGGCCGCGUGCCAGGCUGCACGGUCACGCCGCACUUCUGCAAGAUCCAGGACUACGACGAGGUGUUCUACCGCCAGUUCCACGUGGUCGUCUGUGGCCUGGACUCGAUCUUGGCGCGCCGCUGGAUUAACGGUAUGCUGGUGUCUCUGCUGCGGUACGAGGAGGACGGCUCGUUGGACCAGGGCUCUGUCAUUCCGCUGGUGGACGGCGGCACGGAGGGCUUCAAGGGCAACGCCCGGGUCAUCCUGCCGGGCAUGUCGGCCUGCAUCGAAUGCACGCUCGACCUCUUCCCCCCGCAGCACAACUUCCCGCUGUGCACGAUCGCUCACACGCCGCGGCUGCCGGAGCAUUGCGUCGAGUACGUGCGCCUGCUGCUCUGGCCCAAGGAGAACCCGUGGGGCGAGGGUGCCUCCAUCGACGGCGACGACCCGGCCCACCUGGCCUGGAUCCUGGAGCGGGCGCAGGAGCGCGCCGCCGAGUACGGCAUCGUCGGCGUCGACUACCGGCUAACGCAGGGCGUGGUGAAGCGCAUCAUCCCGGCGGUGGCGUCCACCAACGCCGUGAUCGCCGCAGCCUGCGCCACAGAGGUGUUCAAGCUGGCCACCAGCUGUGCCGCGCCCAUGAACAACUACAUGGUCUUCAACGACGUCGACGGCAUCUACACGUACACCUACGAGCAGGAGAGAAACGAGGCGUGCACGGCCUGCAGCCAGCGGCCGGCGCCGCUCGCCUUCCCGUCGGACGCGCGGCUCGAGACCGUGCUCGAGCACCUGCGCACGGCGCCCCAGUACCAGAUGAAGUCGCCCGGCGUGACCACCGCCGCCGCCGACGGACGCAAUCGCACCCUCUACAUGGCCACCGUGCCCAGCAUAGAGCAGCGCACCCGACCCAACCUGAAGAAGACGCUGUCUGAGCUGGGUCUGACCUCGGGCCAGGAGCUGGCGGUGGCUGAUGUCACCACGCCCAACACGGUCCUCUUCCGACUGGAGCUCUCCGACGUGUGACGUCACCGGGAGACGGCGGCGCACGGGGACGGCCAGUGUGACGUCACCACGCCCAACACGUUUCUCUUCCGGCUGGAACUCUCCGACAUGCGACGUCAGUGGGAGACGGCGGCGCACGGAGGCGGCCAGUCAGUGUGGCGUCGCUGGGAGACGCCAUGGCUCCGGCGCCCGACGGUCCCGAGCCAGUGGCGGGCACACGGAUCGCCGUCGCGUCAGUAUGUCAUAGCUGUGUCACGUGACCUUCAUGGGACUCAAAUGUCUGUCGUUGUGACGUCGCCUCAGCAGGUGGCUGGGCAUCCAGGUGAUAGUAUGCUGUUGAGGUCGUUGAGCCCGGAGAGUCGCGGGACGGGUGACGUCAUCGGGAUAUCAGAGGCGCUAUGUUGAAGGGAGGCAUUGGCCUCUGAAUGACGUCACUGCCUGUGCUGACGUCACCGUGUGAAGAGUCGGUUGGUCCAAGGUGUGAAAUAGUGCAUGUGUAGCAACGAUGGCUGUAUUUUGACGGCAUUUUCGUCAGUACAGGACAGGUGGCGCGUUGUUAAGAUUGCUGUCCAAUGUUUGGUGAAACAAUAUACAUCGCGACCGGCAA